Molecule: messenger RNA, 4116 nt
Organism: Ochotona curzoniae (black-lipped pika)
Lineage: Eukaryota; Metazoa; Chordata; Mammalia; Lagomorpha; Ochotonidae
Gene: ADO
Product: 2-aminoethanethiol dioxygenase
Exons: 1
Coding region: 207-1022 (271 amino acids)
Cellular component (GO): mitochondrion
Molecular function (GO): oxidoreductase activity, acting on single donors with incorporation of molecular oxygen, incorporation of two atoms of oxygen
Source: RefSeq, a predicted model, not a curated record
GCGAGCGCGCCGGGCCGUUAGCGGCGCGAGGCUGCCGAGGUGAGAGCGGCGGCGCUGCCGGCGGAGCCGCGCGCCCGACGGGCCGGGACUCGCGGGGCCUCCCGCCUCGCUCAGGGCUGUGGGCCGCCGUGGCGGCCGCCGGGGACCGCAAGGGGCGGAGGAGAGGAGGAGGAGGCCGAGCGCGGCCCGCCGACGAACAGCCGAGCAUGCCCCGAGACAACAUGGCCUCCCUCAUCCAGCGGAUCGCCCGCCAGGCGUGCCUCACCUUCCGGGGCAGCGGGGGCGGCCGCAACGCUGCAGCCGAGCGGGGCGCCGCUUCGGGCCCCGAGGCGCCGCUGUCCCCCGGCUUCCCCGAGAACCUGAGCAAGCUGCAGAGCCUGCUGACCGAGAUCCGAGCCGAGGACCUGAACAUCGCCCCGCGCAAGGCCACUCGGCAGCCGCUGCCGCCCAACCUGCCGCCCGUCACCUACAUGCACAUCUACGAGACGGACGGCUUCAGCCUGGGCGUGUUCCUGCUCAAGAGCGGCACGUCCAUCCCGCUGCACGACCACCCGGGCAUGCACGGGAUGCUCAAGGUGCUCUACGGCACGCUGCGCAUCAGCUGCCUGGACAAGCUGGAGGCUGCGGGCGGCCAGCGGCCGCGGGCCCCACCGCCCGAACAGCAGUUCGAGCCGCCGCUGCAGGCCCGGGAGCGGGACGCUUUGCGGCCGGGAGUGCUCCGCUCGCGGGCCGAGUACACCGCGGCCAGCGGCACCUGCCUGCUGACCCCGCACCGGGACAACUUGCACCAGAUUGACGCCGUGGACGGGCCAGCCGCCUUCCUGGACAUCCUCGCCCCUCCCUACGAUCCGGACGACGGCCGGGAUUGCCACUAUUAUCGAGUGCUGGAGCCCGUCCGACCCCAGGAGUCCCCUGCCUCGGCCUGUGACCUGCCCCGAGAGGUGUGGCUCCUGGAGACCCCGCAGGCCGAUGACUUCUGGUGCGAGGGAGAGCCCUAUCCAGGACCCAAAGUCUUCCCUUGAAGCCGCCGCGCCCCAGGAACCAUGGGCCGAAGAGGUCCCCCUUCGCAGUGGGGGGACUGGUCACUGCGACCCACCACAAGGGCUCUCUUCCUCUUUCUCUCUCGCUCGCUCUCUUAACACCCCUCCAUCUCCCCAAGCCCGGGCGUUGGAUCUACUGGAAUGAGCAAAAGCCACUUCCUUGGGAGCACGGGCGCCUGGACAGCCGCCACCGGGCACGGUUAUGGGGGCGGAGUGGGCGGGCGGCUGGGCUGUUUCCUGGCUUUGAUUUGUGGGGAGGAGGGCCGGGGACGCGGAGCGCCUCCAUCCUAAAGCCAUACUGAAUUGUGCGUCUCCCGUCCCCGUUCUGUGGCUGCCACACUCAUGGUUCCCCUCUCUACUCCGGCCCCUCAACCUCCACAGAGGGCAUUUUCACUCCUGUCCUAGUCCUUAGAGGUUUAACUUAAACUGUGCAUGACCCAGUGGUUUGAAUUGUUUUUAGUUCAAGUCAUUGGUUGAAAGGUUUUAAAGACAUGAGCUCCUUUCACACUGAGCUGGCUAUCCUCGUUAUGGACUCGUGGGAAUGCUCAUUCCCCACCUCCCCCCGCCACAAUUUGGGGCCCAUCCUUACUACAUAACUAUGCAUGCAGAGGACAAGAUGUCUUUGUUCCCCUUGUCCGCUGGCCACGGGCUGGUUCACUCAGGCAGCACCCACUACAAAAAAUUCACCACCUGCAACCCUGGGUGACACAGUGUCACUUGGAGCCUCCUUCCUCCCCCACACCCACCCCCAGGCCCAGAUCUGUGGGCCGAGCAGAUUGUUCAUUGCAAAUCCACUUCUCGUGCAAAGAUUGUAGUAUCCUCAAGUGACUUUUUUCCCCCUUGUUUUAGUUACUUUAAAGAAGUGAUAGGGUAAUUCUUUAUCUAACCAGGAGAUUCAGAGGAGCUUCCACAUGACUGAAUGUAAAACACCCCUAGCCAGCUGUUGAAUUCCAUUUACUUUUGACAUCUUCCAGUUUAAAAAAAAAAAAAAAAAAGACUACUUUGAUGACUGUUUCACAUUUCUCUCAGGAACUCUUUGCGUUCCGGGAAGCUGGGAGAUCCAGCAAGCCAUGUCGCUGGCAGCGUUAGCUCAGCCCUGCCCCUCAGCUGGCGCGAGCCAGGAGGGCUUGCUUCGCUUCGUCCAGUGUGGUCUUCCCUAGUGAGGGAGAGAAGAAGCAGAUGGUCAGGGCUGGAGAACUGAGUGCUAACUCUGCCACUGGCCAUCCCAGGGCCCCAAUGUGAGGAAGGGACACUUCCUCUCCCACCUGAAACGAGCAGGUGUGCCGUAACUGAUGUACUUCUGUCCUUUUAUAGGGUGAGCAGCUUCCUUUGGUGUAGCAGUAAUACUGAUCCCACUUAUUUCAGGCCCUGGAGCACUGCUUCCCUCCUUUUUACUAUUUAUAGGAUCUCCUUUCCUUCCCCCCCCCCCUUUUUUUGCCACAAAACUUUUAACAAAAUGAAACUGUAGAAAUAAAUAUAUUCAAAUCUGCCCAUCUGUUGUGUAAGCCCUCUUGAUUGACUUGCCCAGGUGGCAAUUGAGUGCUACUAUCUUAUCAAGGGAGAUCAGCUAGUCCUGGGGAAAUAGUCUCCCUCCAAGGAUAGUUUAUGCCUUUGCCUUUUUGUGCACACUGGGUGGCAGAGUCCUAGGGGGAAGGAUGGUUCUGUUCUCAAUUUUUGAAACAGUAUGUAGAAGCAAAUUAUUAUUAACAAAUGAUACAACAUGUUACUAUGCUGUAAAACCUAACACAGGCAUGAUACCAAACAUUUCCUCCAGAGUUGCUAAAAUUGUUUUAUCAUAGUUUCACUUUAAGGUGUGGUCUAAAUGCCCUGGAGGCAAUUUGGAACAGCCCUUUAUGUUACUCAGUUUGGAAGUGGACUCCAGAAAUGCAAAUGGUGGUUUUCUUAGAAAAUUUCUUGCAAUAAAAAUCUUUUCUUCAUAGCACAGUAAGGCAUGUGUGGGUACCAACCAUAUAUUCACCUUAGAAAACGUUGGUCAACUUAGAAGGAUUGUCAACAUUGAUGUAUGUGUUAUAAUGAAACAAUCUGGGAUAUUUCAAAGCACCUGGCAAAAACGUCUUGGUGAUAGAACAAUGAUGAAAAACUUCACUAUGAAAACAUUUUAAAAGGUCUUGACCAUAAGCAAUUUGGAAAGAAAAAAAAAAAAAACAACGAAGGUGCUUUUCAAAAGAAUAACUGAAAUUGAAUCCAUAACAGCAAUAUCUCUGUUGUUCAGUUAGAAGACAGAAAUGUUUGGUUCACUAAUAAAUUCUAAGUAAAUUACUGGUAACAAUAAAAUGCAACUUGUCCUAGGGAGCCACUAAGCAAGACUAUACUUACUACAAAGACAAAUGUGCACAGAACAACUUGCACCUCUAUGCAUAAGCUGUUAUCAUGACUGACUCUAUUGCUGCUAUUGUAUUUCCAUAUAGUUCGCAAUAUAAGUUCCGUUUCAGCAACUGCAGCGGAAUAAAAGAUCUUACCACAGGAAAGACCCAAUGAGCACAAACAGUUAAUCACUUAACUUUCCUGUAGAAUAAUAAAUGCAAUAAUUGCCUCUCAUGGUGAGAAAUUGUAUAAAUUCUUCUGAAGCUUUUUAAAUUUUCUAGCUGAUGUCAGUGCAGUAUUGUAUAGCUACCUACUACUUGUAUGAGAUUGAUUUUUUACUAAAUCUGAUCUGAAUGGAUUGAGUUUGUACCAACUGCUGUUUAUUAAUGAAAAUGGUAGCCUGAUGUUCUCAGUACAGUGUGUUUUGUCCAUAGGAGUGGAUGUUUAUUCCAGAUGACCCUGAAUCCUGUGCUUUUCACACUACCGCGCGGCAAAGAAGUGUCCACCCCGGAGUUCUGUCCAUUGCUGUUCCCCUCCGACCCAAGGGCAGUUCUACUCCUGUAACUGCAGUCUGUUUCCACACAGAAACUGACCACUGGUCACUUCCAUGACAAUGAUGCAUCUGCUAUCAGAGAAGGAAAGCAUUUAUUAAGCCCCUUACGAAUCUGAAUAUUCAAGUUCAGGAAUGUUAACAUUUCUUGAAAAUCAGUGUAACACUAAUGGAAAAUAAAUGCAUGCUUAAAAAUGUUUA